AUGGCGGCAACAUCAGCUGCAGCAUACAAUUUGGCGAAGAAGUUAUGUCAAGAGUAUGAAAAGCGGAAGAAGGAGGAAAAGGAGCUGAAUUUGAAGCAUGAAAAUACAAUCGUGCAUGCCGAGAACAACAAGAGCGAAAUCAGCCGCAAAGUCACCGAGAUCGACUAUGGCAAGCACGAGAAAACAGUCAAGGAGCUCGAUCGGCAAGAAAAGGAGCAAGAGUACCAGCGAAAGGCCACUGAAGCAGCUCAAUGGUGCACGUUGGACCACGAACAUGGGCCCAAUUGCAAGAGGCCUCCAACGAGCUGCUCGCAGGACCACCAGAAGGAGUGGCAGAUUUACGAGCGAAGUACAGAGGAGAAAAUUGCAGCUGCUGAGCGCUUCCGCCAAGAAGGCAAUGAAGCAUACCGACGGCGCAAUUUCGGUCUUGCGGCCGUCCACUACCGAAAGGCUUUACUGCACUUCGACUACACUUUUGCGGAGACUGAGGACUUGCAGAAUCAGGUCGAUGCUGUGAAACUGCCGUGCCUGCUGAACCUGGCGGCCUGCAAGUGCCAGCAGGAAGACUGGGACGAAGUGCUCACGCAGUGCCGGCAAGCGCUGGAGAUAAACCCUCGCGCUGUCAAAGCACACUACCGCGUGGGGCUCGCCUACUUGGCUCGAGACGAGUUUGAGCUCGCAAAGGACGCGCUCACGAGUGCUCACGAGAUCGAGCCCUCGAACCCUGACAUUACAGCUGCUUUGAAGCAACUGAAGAAGAACAUGGAAGACUACAAGACACGUCGGCGAGACGUGGCAAAAGAGAUGCUUUCAGGCAAGGAACAGGCACCGGAUGUCGCGGAGCAGGCGACCGAGCAGCCAGCUGACGUGAGUGGUGCGGAGACAGAGGAGGCAUGUUGGCAAGUUGCCUCUGUCUUGGUUAUGGCGGGCAUUGGCCGCAAAGGGCUUUUCUUCUUUACAGAGUUCUGCUUUCUGUCUUCGAGAAAGUGCUCCAAAUGCUUUCAGCAUCACCUGUCUCCAUGA
Molecule: messenger RNA, 1023 nt
Organism: Symbiodinium sp. CCMP2456
Lineage: Eukaryota; Dinophyceae; Suessiales; Symbiodiniaceae
Source: the annotation of a GenBank genome assembly